AUGCCACAUUCAUUCUAUGGAGUAUUGGGAAUAGGCAUUCCUAAUAAUUCCUCUAACAUAACUUCCUUAUCGAAUCUUCCAGCAAGGCUUAAGAUGGGUGGGAUAAUCGAAAAAAUGGUCUACUCAAUGUACCAACUGAGUCAAAAUUCAACCAGGGGAGUAGUGUUAUUUGGAGCGAUUGAUUACAGUAAGUUUACUGGCGAAUUGUUGACAGUGCCCAUCACCACAUUGCUAGAGGAUUCGAUGUACCUACCCAGAUCCCGUAUAGAAGUGAUUGUUAAUCAUUUGCAAUUGAGUAAUGGCGAGAAAAAAGUCAAUGUUCUGACAAAUUCUUAUCCAGCAGUGCUAGAUUCAUCGACAGAACUUAUCCAAGUUCCUCGUGCACUUGCGAACAAUCUCAAGUACAUUCUUAAUGCCGAUAAUUCAAGUUCAGCAUAUGUUAUCAAAUGCCCAUCAGAUUCAAGUCUCACUCUUGAUUUUGAAUUCAGUGGAUCCUUUCUUAGUAUCCCAGUGCUGAGUUUGGUGACUUCUAGAUAUGCUGGUAAUUGUACAUUGGGAAUAAUUCCUCAAGAUCAAGGUAACUACAUUAUUCUUGGAAGAACAUUUCUCAAAGGUGCAUAUGUCGUUUAUGAUUUAGACGAUAGAGAGGUUUCACUUGCUGUUCGAGACUUUAAUGAAGGUGCACUGUCGUCCAUAGUGGUCAUUAAUUCGCUGAUUGCAAGCGCAGUCGAUGCACCCAAUUACUCAAGUACACUGUUGGGUAGUAUAUCCAGAGAGCCUAAGGCCACAGCAACGCUCAAGUAUAAUAAAUUGCUGAUGGCAGUAUCAAAAGAUGGGCUAGCACUAUCGAUAAAGAUGACAUUAGCAAUCGUGUUGGCUGUGGUUUUACUAGUUGUGUGA
Messenger RNA from Lizanozyma spartinae, 900 nucleotides. Its product is annotated as Aspartyl protease. The record is from RefSeq and is a predicted model, not a curated record. Gene Ontology annotation, molecular function: aspartic-type endopeptidase activity. The coding region runs from base 1 to 900 and encodes 299 amino acids. Lineage: Eukaryota; Fungi; Ascomycota; Pichiomycetes; Serinales; Debaryomycetaceae. Gene Ontology annotation, biological process: proteolysis. The transcript has 2 exons.